This is a messenger RNA of Scheffersomyces coipomensis, 1756 nucleotides long. It is a transcript of the gene ERG251, whose product is annotated as Erg251p. The record is from RefSeq and is a predicted model, not a curated record. The transcript has a single exon. Gene Ontology annotation, molecular function: C-4 methylsterol oxidase activity; iron ion binding. Bases 248 to 1315 code for a protein of 355 amino acids. NCBI's taxonomy places the organism in Eukaryota, Fungi, Ascomycota, Pichiomycetes, Serinales, Debaryomycetaceae. Gene Ontology annotation, cellular component: endoplasmic reticulum membrane. Gene Ontology annotation, biological process: ergosterol biosynthetic process.
GUAUAGACAUUUUUACAAACUUACCAUUUACAUGCUAACUAUAGAAAUGAAGGAAUAAUAACUAAUAAAUAAUGAGCUGGGCUAGGCAAGGUGUAAGUAGAAAAAAAUCACACCAUAAUAGAAAUAAAUCAAAAUGGGCCACAAAAUAGAAUUGUUUUUUUUUUAAACUGCAAAAAAUGGUAUGAGGUUUUUUAUACGAUGUAGGGGUUUGAACAUAUUUAUAUAAAUAUAAAUACUGAUCUAAUUAAUGAAAGAAAUAGAAUACUCAAACGCGUAUACUACUUCCUCAUACUUAAGAACCAUCUUCAUUCCUUCAAUUAUGGAUAGUUUAUUUGAAAAAGUAUCUUCACUCCAUUAUCUCUUAGAAGAUAAUGGUAAUCAAUUCAUAAAUAAUACCUAUAGUGGAAGUUAUUUUGAAAUAUUCCAUCAAUUACAAACGUUAAAAGCCGAACCUAGUUCGAUUGUAUCCAAUUUACAAUUAAAUACUUUAGAACAAUUAUGGGCUAGUUGGUAUAUAUAUAUUAAUAAUGAUAUUUUAGGUACGGGAUUAUUAUUUUUUUUAACUCAUGAAAUAAUGUAUUUUGGAAGAUGUUUACCAUGGUUUAUAAUUGAUCAAAUUCCUUAUUUUAAUAGAUGGAAGAUCCAACCUACUAAGAUUCCAACUAAUAAAGAACAAUGGGAAUGUUUUAAAUCAGUAUUAAAAUCUCAUUUAUUAGUUGAAGCAUUACCAAUUUGGUUAUUUCAUCCAUUAUGUGCAAAAUUAAAUAUUUCUAUUACAGUACCAUUCCCAUCAUUUUCAAUUAUGUUAAUGCAAUUAGGGAUUUUUUUCUUUUUUGAAGAUAUGUGGCAUUAUUGGUUUCAUAGAUUAUUUCAUUUUGGAUGGUUUUAUAAGAAUAUUCAUAAGAUUCAUCAUAAAUAUGCUGCACCAUUUGGAUUUGCAGCUGAAUAUGCUCAUCCUGCUGAAGUUAUGGCAUUAGGAAUUGGUACUGUGGGAUUUCCAAUCUUAUAUGCUUAUUUAGCUACUAAACAUGAUAUACCAAGUUUACAUUUAUUUACUUUAACAUGUUGGAUUGUAUUAAGAUUAUUUCAAGCAGUUGAUUCUCAUUCAGGAUAUGAUUUCCCAUGGUCAUUAAAUAAAAUCUUACCAUUUUGGGCAGGAGCUGAACAUCAUGAUGAUCAUCAUCAUUAUUUCAUUGGCAAUUAUGCUAGUUCAUUUAGAUGGUUUGAUUAUUGUCUUAAUACUGAAAGUGGAACUCUUUUUAAACAAAGAAGAGAAAUUAAUAUGAAAGCAAAGGCCGAAAGAAAAUUACAGUAGUUGUAGCUUAAUGUCUUUCAUAAUAUUUUAACGAUUUAACCAAUAUAAUACUUAUAUUCAUCUAUAUAAUAAAUAAUAUAAUAUACCAUUACAUAAUACAUAUACCAUUUACAUAUACACAUUAACUAUUAACUAUUAACAGUUGGUUGGUUGGUUGGUUGCAAUAUAUAGACACAAACAGUGUACUUCCUAAUUAGGCGAUGGUUCUUUUCUCAUCCUUUUAGGGUUCCAGACCUCUUCACGUGAUCGAUUCACGUGAUGCAUAUUUAACGUUGAAAAAAAAAUUUAUUUUCCAUUUUCAGUGCGAACCAUUUUUUCGUCACUCAUAGUUAAGAAAUUAACUAUGGCAGUCUCCAUAGUUAAGACAUCUCUCAUAGUAAAAUUGUAUACUGUAGACAGACAGACAGAGGAAGAAAAAAAAUUAUCAAAAAUAAAUUUUAU